UUAAAAGCAUUUGGUUACUCCUCUCCUUGGAAGGGACAGGAACAGAUGUACAAGCUGGACAUAGGCUGGCCUAAAAUUCCAGAAUACUUCACUGGUCAAACAUUUUGUGUUGCUGUUGACUCUCUUCAUGGUUUGGUCUUUGUGGGACAAAGGGGAGACAAUGUACCAAAGGUACUUGUAUUCUCAGAGGAAGGCUAUUUUCUUUACUCCUGGAAUAAUACAGUUGAAAUGCCUCAUGGUAUCUUUGUAUUGAACACUGCAACAGAUAGUUCAGUAUGGAUCACAGAUGUUGGAACAGGGAAAUACGGGCACACUGUGAAACAGUAUAGCCCUUCGGGUAAACUUAUGCAGAUCUUGGGCACGCCAGGUAAUGCUGGUUCAAGUUUGAUUCCCCUACAAUUUGAUCAACCAGCAGAGAUCUUUGUAGAGGAAAGUGGAGAUAUCUAUGUUGUGGAUGGAGACGGAGGAAUGAAUAACAGAUUGCUCAAACUAUCCAACGAUUACAAAGAGAUAUGGCUGGCUGGAACAAAUGGGACCGGCAUUGGUCAGUUCAAGAUUCCUCACAGUGUAACAGUGGAUCCUUUUGGACGGGUAUGGGUUGCAGACAGAGACAACAAAAGAAUCCAAGUUUUUGAUAAAGUCACAGGGGAAUGGCUCGGGUCUUGGAGCAGCUGUUUUUCAGAAGAUGGACCCUAUUCUGUCAGAUUUACGGCCAAUUACAAAUACCUGAUUGUAGCUCAGCUGAACAUCAACCGGUUAGCAAUCUUGGCGGCACCACCGGUUGGCUCUAUUGGGGACUGUGUUAUGGUCAACACAGUCCAGCUGGCAGAUGAGACCAAACCACACCUUGUGGAUGUAGACAUGAAGAGCGGAGCGGUCUAUGUUGCAGAGAUUGGAGCCCAGCAAGUACAAAAGUACAUACCUUUAAGCUGAUGGUUUCCCACAGCUGCCGUGGCACAAGCUGUGUGACAUAUAAGACCUAUGACCACAUUUCCUUGAGUUUUCUGUAGCUUGUGUUUCCUUAGACAAGCACAGAACAUUGUGCUCCCAGAACAGUAGAGCUAAGAAUCUGUCCUAGCUGUUCUGCGGUCCUGGAGAAGUACUUGGUACUGAGCUGUUACUCAUUUUAGUAAUGCUAUGGUGGCUUUUGCUUUUGUUGCUGGGAAUUGUAAAAUGACUUUGAUAAGCAUCUUAAUUUUAUUAUAUAAAACUUCACAAACACAGAUGCUGUUUUUAAAUGUAUAGGGUCAUCUUGGGGCUCCUCUGCUUAGCCUGUUUGUGUUGUUAAAUGAAGGUCAGAACUGUCUGAAGUGUAUAAAUGGUUUCCUGGAAAGCAAGCACCUCAUUUUAAUGUUUCUUCACUUGUUUUUUGGAUUCAUUGUGCUGGUACUGCCCAACAAUGAAUACAGAGAUGCAUUAUGAUGUUGAAUAAGGUGCUGCUGGAUACUGGUGUCAGUGCUGAUACUGGCAUCUGCCUUAGGUGGUUAAUAACAUAAGCAUUGGAAUCUAAGUUUUCAGCUCUACCUAAAGUGGUAAAGUCUGUAAUAAGCUUAAGUUAAAUUGAUAUUGGGCACUUCGAAUUAAGUUAAAAGUAUGUGCACAGCAGCCAAGUACUGCUUCUUACUAAAUCAAUUCUUAACCUGGUUUGAUUUAUAUCAGUAUGAGUUUUCUGUUCCGUAAGAUUUCAUAGUGGAACGUAUUGAAGUUCAACUCAUAAGUUCCUCAAGAUAAACAAAUUGCAAUUUGCUCGGAAAGUCUUAAUCAGCAUUAGGGACUGGGAGACACAUGAUUUUCUCCCAAUUUCAUUGAAGCUCCGUCAGUUAACAGCAGUGCAUCUGUUUGGAUUUGGGGAUUUUAAACUGUUUUAUAUCCAGCGUUUAGACUUCAUCAACUCCAUUAAUGUCUAGAGUUAAGUUUCUUAUGCUAUAUCCUAGCAGAUGUCUCCAAAGUCUGUUGUAAAAAAUGCUGUCUCUUUCUAUUCCCAGUCCAGAGUCGUUCUGUUUUCUUCACAUGUUGCAACAAGAUUUUAAGUUAGUUCACUUUAUAGCACAAAGGGAAAUGGGUAUAGGAAAAUGGGAUGGGGAAAAUGGCAUGGCAGAAAUGAGACAGUGAAUAACUGAUUACCUCUGUAAAGCUGUGAACCCACAUUCCGUAUUUAUCUACUAGCUCUUCAAAACAUUUGAGAGGUUUUUUGCUGUUUCCACACACUUAUUCUACUGUGUGGACUAUUUUAAUGCUAAUUACCAGCUAAGAGAGGCAAUUUUUUUUCAACUUCCUUAGAAAGGGAAUAUGGGAAAUGGAAUUAUUCUGAUGGGAAGUAUCCACUUCAGUGAGUGUUAUCAAAAGCAAAUGCAUCUUAAUUUGGCAGGUUUCAACCUAUGAUCACAAAUUUCUGGGUCAGCAGAUGGGAAAACUAUCCAGAAAAGUCAGAUUCAUAUGUUCCGUAGAAAGUAACUCAGCUGUGGAGCUUGAUGGCUUGAUUUCAGUACUAUUUGAGAUUAAUGCACUAAAUAUGAAUGCUUUGUUGUUGGCUACAUCCACAAUAACAAAAGAUCCAACUUGGCUGCCCUCAUGCAAGCCUUAGAACCAGAACUUCAGGGUUAUACACUAACAAAUACGAUCCAUCAUUCACAAGGUCUUGAAUGGGAGCUAGUAAGCAAUAUUUAUUAGCUGAAAAAGUAGCAGUACUUCCUCUAGACUUAGAUGGAUAGGUCCACAUUGCUUUGCAGUGUGUUGUUUGGAUUUUCUGACUAGGUCUCCACUAGCUCAGGGAUCUCUGCUCUGUGUGCAGUUUAGCUAUUUCUCAUCCACACAAGGUGGAUUUCUUUUCAAAAAUAUUACGCUCAAAUGUAGUUAAUGAUA
Pygoscelis adeliae (Adelie penguin) is the source of this 2862-nucleotide messenger RNA. RefSeq names its product NHL repeat containing 3 (gene NHLRC3). The record is from RefSeq and is a predicted model, not a curated record. The transcript has 6 exons. Bases 46 to 933 code for a protein of 295 amino acids. Gene Ontology annotation, molecular function: translation repressor activity; protein binding; ubiquitin protein ligase activity. Gene Ontology annotation, biological process: proteasome-mediated ubiquitin-dependent protein catabolic process; protein polyubiquitination; negative regulation of translation. Lineage: Eukaryota; Metazoa; Chordata; Aves; Sphenisciformes; Spheniscidae.